AUGUUUAAGAACUUUGAAGGUAUUGAGAUGGUUGAUGAAACGACAUGGAGUGAACUCGAAAUUGGGCGUUCAAGCGCUGCUUUGAGGUCCUCAUAUUUCGUUUCCAAGACAUUGACUGAGAAGGCUGUGUUGGAAUUUGGAAAGGAAAAUGAGAUGAAAAUGAAGGUUGUAAGCUUUGUUCUUCCUUUGGUUGUUGGACCUUUUCUUGCCCCCAACAUGCCAACGGCAAUUAGUUUGGCACUUUCCAUGAUCUUAGGAGACGAGAGCCAAUGCAAAACUCUUGGAAACACAUACAUGGUACACGUAGAUGAUGUCACAAGGGCUCUUAUAUUCCUAUUCGAAAAUAGCAAUGCUGAAGGACGCUUUAUUUGUGGUUUUCAUCAAGUUACGUUUCAUCAGUUACAUGAGCUGAUUUCCCGGAAAUGUCCUCAGCAUCGCAUAACAAUACCACAUAAUUUUACAGCGGCAAAGGUCGACAAUGAUAAGAAGUAUCCUUGCCUGUCAUACAAAAAGCUCCAGGACACAGGAUUCGAGUUAAAGCAUGGGGUCGAUGAUAUGUAUGAUGAUGCUAUCAAGUCCUGCAAAGAAAAGGGUUUUCUUUAGUCAAUCUA
Messenger RNA from Neltuma alba, 611 nucleotides. RefSeq names its product vestitone reductase-like. Lineage: Eukaryota; Viridiplantae; Streptophyta; Magnoliopsida; Fabales; Fabaceae. The record is from RefSeq and is a predicted model, not a curated record. Gene Ontology annotation, molecular function: oxidoreductase activity, acting on the CH-OH group of donors, NAD or NADP as acceptor. The coding region runs from base 1 to 603 and encodes 200 amino acids. The transcript has 3 exons.